This is a messenger RNA of Myotis lucifugus (little brown bat), 796 nucleotides long. It is a transcript of the gene LHPP, whose product is annotated as phospholysine phosphohistidine inorganic pyrophosphate phosphatase. NCBI's taxonomy places the organism in Eukaryota, Metazoa, Chordata, Mammalia, Chiroptera, Vespertilionidae. The annotation marks the transcript as partial. Gene Ontology annotation, biological process: dephosphorylation. Gene Ontology annotation, cellular component: cytosol. Gene Ontology annotation, molecular function: inorganic diphosphate phosphatase activity; phosphatase activity. The record is from RefSeq and is a predicted model, not a curated record. The transcript is spliced from 6 exons.
ACUCUGGACUCUGCCCACACUCUGCCCACCGUGCCAGCUGGAGGGGGCAGCGCCUGCAGGCACCCUCCGUCCCCCCCCAGGCUGAAGCGCUCGGGGCUGAAGGUGAGGUUCUGCACCAACGAGUCGCAGAAGUCCCGCGGGCGCCUGGUGGGCGAGCUGCGCCGCCUGGGCUUCGACGUCUCCGAGGCCGAGGUGACCUCCCCGCCCCCCGCCGCCUGCCGCAUCCUCCAGGAGCGAGGCCUCCGGCCACACCUGCUGGUCCACGACGAAGUCCGCUCGGAAUUCGAUCAGAUCGACACGUCCAACCCAAACUGUGUGGUCAUUGCGGACGCGGGAGAACACUUUUCCUACCGGAACAUGAACAGGGCCUUCCAGGUGCUCAUGGGGCUGGCGGACCCCGUGCUCAUCUCCCUGGGGAAGGGGCGCUACUACAAGGAGACCUCGGGCCUGAUGCUGGACGUCGGCAGCUACAUGAAGGCGCUCGAGUACGCCUGCGGGGUCGAGGCCGAGGUGGUGGGCAAGCCCUCCCCGGAGUUCUUCAGGUCGGCCCUGCGGGAGCUGGGCGUGGAGGCCCACCAGACACAACUGGACGAUGCUCUGAAACACCCAACAGUGGCCCCGAGACACAGAAGGACGCUCAGCCUCAGGACCAAAGUGAGGCCCCCUCGCACCUCUCACCCGGCCGCGCGAAUUCAAACAAGAAGCGAGGGCUCCCCCUGUAGGAAGCCAGUGGGAAUGUGAGACGGGGCAGCCCUCUGGGGACAGCUCCUCGGAUUGAAAACAUGUUCCCACGAAA